AUGUCAACACGGAUAGAAAGACUUCGUCAUAGCCCUUUAGAAUCGCGAGGUCUGCCUCUUCACCUGUGGCCAACAGACAUAUCACAAGAUUUAAAGCCUAAAACACACCCAUGUAGCCCAGAACCAUGGCUUCUUCCAGGCUGCAGUUCAGUGUAUGAUAGUAUUGUCAGCUGCUCUAAAAACCCACAGUUGUCUUCACACAAUGGAGAAACAUUUGCUGCUCUGAAGCAUCACAGGUGCUCCAUUCUUGAGAGGUGCAUCCUGAAGAUGUCCACAGCUAGUAUUGCUGUUGGAACUGAGGCCGUAGAUGGAAUCAAGAGGUCACCAUCAGGGCGACAGUGGUGCUCCCACAUUGCUGAUCCAUCACAAUCUGAGACUAAUGAGGCUGUUUUGAAGCGCAGACAAAAACAGAUUCAGUACGGGAAGAACACCUGUGGCUACCAAAACUAUGUGCAUGAGAUUCCAAAGCGCCUGCGUAUCCCUGGCAUUCAACCUUCCACUCCCAACAAAUAUGGCAAAUAUAGCCGUAGAUCUUGGGAUAUGCAAGUCAGGCUCUGGCGCAGAGCACUUCACUCAUGGGACCCACCUUCUGCUUCCCAGAAAGACAGUGAGGGACAAGACCCAGUUGAUCAACUGCAGGACCUGCUUGAGAAGAUGAAUGUGGAGUUGUGCGAAUUUGGAGAAAAGGAGGUAACAAAGUCGGAAUUGGGACCAGACUCCAGUGCUUCCAUGAUUUCUCAAUAUUCUGACUUCUCAACUGAUGGUCUUUGGCUGUCUUCUAAUGCCUGUCAAGUUGGGGUCUCAUGCCACCAGGACCAACCCUCUCCGCUUGGAUUGGGCUAUACAUUUAGCAGUCAUCUUUCUGCUCAGGAGAAUGUUCUAGGAUGGUUGCGAUUUCUUCUCGAGACUGACCACAACCUGAACCAGGCACCUUUGCUGCAUGAAGAGCCUUUCUGGAGAUUUAAAUAG
This is a messenger RNA of Xyrauchen texanus (razorback sucker), 969 nucleotides long. RefSeq lists its product as uncharacterized. The coding region runs from base 1 to 969 and encodes 322 amino acids. Gene Ontology annotation, molecular function: mRNA binding; histone pre-mRNA stem-loop binding. The record is from RefSeq and is a predicted model, not a curated record. The transcript has 8 exons. Gene Ontology annotation, cellular component: histone pre-mRNA 3'end processing complex; cytoplasm. NCBI's taxonomy places the organism in Eukaryota, Metazoa, Chordata, Actinopteri, Cypriniformes, Catostomidae. Gene Ontology annotation, biological process: mRNA 3'-end processing by stem-loop binding and cleavage; mRNA transport.